AUGGGUAUAGUAGUGCUUACGGUGGCUCUCUUCCCUCUUAUUGGAAUAGGGGGGAACACCUUGAUGGCAGCCGAGUCUCCAGGGCCAGAGUUAAACAGAAUAACCCCAAAGAUAAGUACUAUGGCAAAGAUAUUCUGGCUGCUCUACACAGGGCUUACCUUGCUGGAAAUACUUCUGCUAUAUGUUGCAGGAAUGGAUGUGUUUGAUGCCAUUACCCAUGCUUUUGCAACCAUGGCAACUGGGGGCUUUUCGACAAAGAACGCCAGUAUAGCAGCGUUUCCCUCUCCGCUUAUUCAAUGGAUUAUUACUGUAUUUAUGUUUCUUGCAGGGACAAAUUUCGCCCUCUUCUUUGCAUUUAUCACCAGGGAUUUUAUGCAAAUAGUACACGACACUGAGUUUCGCUGGUAUGCAGGUGCAUCUGCAGGAUCAACUGGGGGUGGGAUUAAGGUUGUGCGUAUUAUAACCGCAUUAAAGGCCCUGCUUAAAGAGCUUACACAUUUUUUUAUUCCCCUCAAGAUAGGUUCAAUAAAAAUUAACAGAAGACACAUUGAAAACUACCAGAUAAGAGCUGUGCUUAUCUUUAUUGUGAGCUAUGGUAUGCUUGUGCUUCUUACUACUAUUGUGGUGUCCCUGCAAGGCAUCGAUGUACUCUCCUCGCUCUCCACGGCACUUGCCACAUUAG
This is a messenger RNA of Ylistrum balloti, 682 nucleotides long. Its product is annotated as trk system potassium uptake protein TrkH-like. Gene Ontology annotation, biological process: monoatomic cation transport; transmembrane transport. The annotation marks the transcript as partial. The transcript has 2 exons. The record is from RefSeq and is a predicted model, not a curated record. Lineage: Eukaryota; Metazoa; Mollusca; Bivalvia; Pectinida; Pectinidae. Gene Ontology annotation, molecular function: monoatomic cation transmembrane transporter activity.